UGUGCGCAUGCGCAGAAGGGCAGACAUACGCCGGGCAAGGACAUAAGGAGAGUGACAUUUGUGUAACGUUGACUACUAAUUCGUGUUCUAUCUAAAUCACAUCAAAAUUAGCGUCAAUCAGAUUUGGAUACACUCUCGCAUCUCUGCACAGUGAGCUGACGCUUCACAUCAUUUUGUCAGAUUCACGGAGGACAGGUUAGGUUUUGAAGGACAAAGGUUUCUGUCUCUGUGAAUGGGUGAGUAACCAGAUGCAGCGUUGGAUGGGAGAGUUCACGUUGCCUCCUCUUUGAGUAGCUUGAUGAUGUCAUCUUACUGAGACUCCACCGAGGUCAACUCAGCACCUUGACUUGAAUGGCUGUGUGCAGAGGGGGUGUCUCUCUUUGGGUGGGGUGUAUCAGGAACCAUGGUGGCAGACAACCAAUGAGGAAACAGUGCUGGAAUUUAUGUCAGACAACCGACUUUCACUUGAUUGACAACUGUAGGACUGUGAGCAGUGCAUCAUGGAACUUGGUUCCUCCAAACAGUAUACAAUACCUGUCCAUUAAACAGCCAUCCCUGUCCCAUCCCUUCCACCAUGCGUGCCAGCCGAACCGAGCGGCCAGCCUAGAGGAGGAGGAAUGGGAGGAGUCCAUCAGCUGGCCUGUCCUGCUCAAACCCGGAGAGACCGAUGAGCAGCACACCGUGGUGGAAGUGCCCUUUCUUGGGCCAACCAAACUAAGUGAGCUCCUUGCUUUGAGACCCAACAGACCAUUUGACUUGCUUUUUCCUUUAACUACUGUUGAUGGAAGCAGAGAGGAUGAUAUUAGCAUUACCAGAAAGUAUGGGACUGAUGAAAACCAGCUGAUGGAGAGAGGCUCCUUCAGAAGUCUGUUUGAGACCGAGAGAUGCCCUGCACCUUUUAUGUUGGGAUCUCGCUUCUAUUGCUUUCACUACCCCGGGAUGGAGUCUGUCUCAGAGAUUGGGUUCAAGCCAAGAAAGGGACAGGGUGGGCAGAGUAUCUAUCCGGCCCUCAGUGUCAUGCAUUACAGCCACGCUGAGACUGAGAGAGUGGAGGAGAGCUCUAGCCAGAGAGACAUGGAGGAUGAGGAGAAACUGGCCCUCAUGCAUGAAAAGCUCAGGGUGGAGCUUCCUAGUUUCUUUGUGAAAAAUCAUGACUACAGCAUGUACUCUGAAGAUGUUGAGUUCAUCAAUGGUCUUCUGAACACCAAAACAAGGGGUCGAGUAGUGUACCAGCUGACUCUGACGCUUUGGCGAUUGAUGUGUCUGUGUUACUAUGCGGAGGCUCAGCUGGAAGUGCUGAAGCUGACCAAGCAUCCAGAAGACGGCUCCAUCAAAGCUCGCUGGAGAGUCAAAGGCCUGCCCUUCCAUUCCAUUCUGAUCUUCUUCUACAAGAAAGACAAGAGCCACCUCUACAGAACAUAUGAUGCAUUCUCCACCUUCUAUCUUGGCUCUGAUGGACGAAUACAUAGGCAUAAAGUUGAAAAGGUUAUGGAGGCUCGUCCUCCCUUGCUGCCCAAAGUGACGUCAGUGCUGGCCGGGGCUCUGGUGGCGCUGGGCAUUCAGGAACAUCGUCCCGCCCUCAACCUGCUCCCUCUCCUGCUGUCCUCCCUCCGACAGACCCAAGCCUGAGCCGCAGAGCAGCACCAGAGCCAUUCAAAAGACUGAAAAAGAUGCAGUGCUGUAUUGUGUGGGUUGAGUGAAUGAGAUAUUGAUUACCAGUUUUUUGGGGGUAAAUCCACAGGAACAAGAACAAACGAGUUAAAACUCUUCUCACUUGAAACAAUCUUUCUGUUGC
Molecule: messenger RNA, 1795 nt
Organism: Carassius carassius (crucian carp)
Lineage: Eukaryota; Metazoa; Chordata; Actinopteri; Cypriniformes; Cyprinidae
Gene: c25h6orf136
Product: chromosome 25 C6orf136 homolog
Exons: 7
Coding region: 352-1629 (425 amino acids)
Source: RefSeq, a predicted model, not a curated record